Molecule: messenger RNA, 20984 nt
Organism: Klebsormidium nitens
Lineage: Eukaryota; Viridiplantae; Streptophyta; Klebsormidiophyceae; Klebsormidiales; Klebsormidiaceae
Source: the annotation of a GenBank genome assembly
AUGUCAGGACUGAAGGUGCCAAGAACGGCGGUGGCACUGCUCCUGUUGGCGGGGCUGCUGAAUAUGUUGCCUGCGAUCGGAGCUGCACUUAUCAGCAGCUACUGGCCGGCUGUUGGCUCUUACGCAGGUGGCACCCAGCUUUCUAUCGUUCUCGAGAACCCUCUCAACGUCACGCAGACAAACGGCUGGGUGUACUGCCGUUUUGGGUCAACGAUUAUCUUCAGCGCAGGCUACGACGCAAAUGCAACUGCAGGCCCGACUGUCACGUUCCUUGCCCCAGCUUCUCUGAGCGGCAAGGCGGAGGUGGAUGUGGCGUUCAGUGCGAAUAGAACCACCUUCGAGAUCUUUGGAAGAUUCAUCUACCACGAGCCCCUGAUGAUCCAGUCGGUGGAGCCCGCGGCUGGGCCCGUCGCCGGUUAUCACCACAUUUACGUCACCCUGCGUAACCGGAACCCGCUGCCGAGCCAGCUCACCGGCAACGACAUCAAGCUCCUGCUCGAUCCCGCUUGUACCUUCCAGAACGUCACCGUGCCCGGGAGCUUCCACCGAUCAUCCGCGGACUUCCCCUGGGCCUAUGUUCGCUGCAAGACCCCGCCUAGGACUGCGGGUCCGGUCAACUUGACCGUGUCCCUGAACGGCCAGGAGUGGUCGGUCCUGCCGGGAACGUAUACGUACGUAAACUCCAGCCAGCUGACGGUCGCGGCGAUUGCAGAGUACCAGGGGGGCAACGACCCGGAGGCGUUUACGUCGUGGAUUGACUCCCAAACGGACUCCAACGGGACCGUCAGCCACUUCUACAACGCAUUCUACGGCGUCGCUGAAAACCAAGGAUCGGGCUAUUUGUACAAUGAGACGGUGCAGACGCCUACAAAGUUCUACUACUACGACCCUUUGGCUGGGCCGAUGCCUCAAUACCCCCCCCCUGUCCCUAUCGUGGACGUCUACGUGCAGUCCGUCUCUAACACCUUCGCGCUGGUAGGACAGAACCCUACCAUCACCGUGAUGAUCUCCUACCAGGUCCCCUUCCCAAGCGGCCAGGGAAUAGAAGUAAAGCCCUUUAUGUGCAGCUUCGGCCAAUACAAACAGUUGGCAUCUUUUGUAGAGUACUACCCAAGCCAAGCGCGCGUGUCUUGUCUGGUCCCCCUCAAAGGAACGCCACAGACGGUGCCCUUCAGGUUGAGCCUCGACGGGAACAACUUCACGUCAGCGAGCUUUGACUUCACCUACUAUGGCAUGCCUCAAACGCCGAGAGUGGUCAACGCCCCCACCGUCAUCAACUCCUUCCAGAGCUUCGAGGCCAUCAUCCCCUUCACCACCAGCAUCUUCCCCGCCAAUUUCACCGCCUUCGACCAGCUGGCCAAUCGGGCCAGGUGCAUCAUGGACCAAGUCGGCUGGCCCGCUGCAGUCUUCCCUCCGGACCAGAACUACACGUUCGGCUCCGCUCCUGCGCCGGGCGCAAACGCUUCUGCCCCGAUUCCUAGCCCUGACCUUGGGCUCUGGUACCCCGGGGUUGGCUAUCUGUUCGCUACCCGCGCUCCCCCCCAAUUGGCCGUCACCGCGCCCUACAAUCCAGCCUUCCGCCUCCAGUACCGGACGGAUAACACGAGCAUGGGCGCCUACUUGGGGAACCUUACUCUCGCGGGGGGCACCAUAACGCCCGACGUCAACAGCACCACGUUCGCUUACAAGGCAACCGGCAACAACCAGUCGACCCUGGCGUUCUCGUUCGGCGCCUCCGCUGACCGGCCGGGGGCCACCAUCGCAAGCUUCACGCAAGACUCCAUCAAAGACAACGUCGGCGUUGUGAGCACCUCCAGCGACGCCACUCCCGUGUACAGCCUCAGCGCCAACCUGUGGUACGGGCCGCGCGACCUCAAGUUCCACGUCGUAGCACCGAACGGCGUCGUCAUGCGGAAAUACACGCUCACGGCGUCCUCCUCCGUCCUCCCGGUGGCCACGUCGAUCUCCGUCAGGGCGGUUCCAGAAGUGGGAAAUUACUGGGUACCCACGCUGACGCCGGCCUUCGCGUCCAACGUCUACGACUACAGCUUGACGGUGGACGUGGCAACGGUGAAUCUCCAUUUCGAAGUCAGGACCAACAUUCCGGACAGAGGGGCCUAUUUCGUCGCGUCGCCGGCCGCCGUGAACGCCAGCGGGAUGCCCCCGCUGUACCCCACCAGCCCGGGCUCAAUGGUCACCCUGCAGGCGCCGCCCGGUUACACGCCGCUGCCCAUGUGCGCCAACCUCUCCACGUCAGUCCCGGUUCCAGCUGCCGGCCCGGGGACUCUUUGCGACGCGUGCUUCCCAACUCCACGCAACUGGAAGUCAAGCUACGGCUACGACAUUAUUACCAACGUCCCACUCACGUGCGCCGGCACCAGCCACUUCUACGUCUGGACGACCGUAGACGGCAACAACACGGUGGUGACCUACAACUUCCACGUCUUUCGGAAGCCGCCCUCUGGACCCCCCGGGAUUGCCAACCUCACCGUGCUCUCUGGCGGGUAUAACCUUUUGGGACCGGUCUGGAUCCCUUUCAAAUCCAUGUUCGCGUACUCAAUGAAAGCCUAUUCGGCUUACCAGCCGAUAGUCCUGGGCAUUCAGCCUAACAUCUCAACCUCCAGCAUCACCAUCGUGCAGAGCCCGGUGACCCUAGUGACUAAAUUACCUUCAGUUCGACCCCCCGAUCUGACGAUUCUUCUGGUGAGUUGGGACGGGGUUAGAACCACAGGUUACAUCCUGACGAUUGUUGUCCCAGGCGCAAUGCUUGCGCAGGUUUUCAUCUCGUCAUGGGCGCAGAACGCGAGCGCCCCCUACGGCCUGAGGUCCUGGCCGGUGUCGCCUCCCUUUCUAGGCUGGAAGGACAAAUUGGGCAAUUGGGACCAAGUCAGCAACGUCACUAUUGGCGACUCCAGCCCUUACGUCAUCGCCACUCUCUUCGUGUGGGACGCCUCUACCGUGGUCUCUCCCCACAAAUACGCCUGCUUUAGCGGCUGCUCAUACCUGCCGGUAUCCGACUCGCGCUACACAUCCGCCGCUCUCCCACUCAGCAACAGCACCCUGAUGCCAAACAACACCGUGCCUGCCAACGGCUGGGUCUCUCGGAUGACCGUUUGGGCUGUGAACCUUGCUUUCGGGUAUCAAGGAGUGGUCUUUAAUUCGCUGGACUCCACUUUCGGGUGGGGCGCUGAUUACGGCUUGAACCUGUACCGUCCGAGCCCGGCGCCCAAGGACGCCUCCAUCACCCGGUUCCUGAUGCAGAGCACGGACGGCAGCAUGACCUUCGCGGAUCCCCCGUUGAUCUCCGGGACUUUCGACUACGCGAUCAAUGUUCCGCUCAGCCUUUCGACGACUGUCUGCUUCGGCGUCCUUACGGCGGACCCUGCCAUCGUAACCCCGCUUGGGGGAUCCAUCAGUCUGACGAUCAACUGGAUGCUUCGGAACCCCAGCCAAUGGAGCUCUUACAGCUUCACCCCUUCCACGGCCACAUUGAACUUGCUCAGCUACGACCUCCAGUCUCAAGACGACCCGAUGCUCCGGUACUGGAAGUGGACGUACCCGUUUGAGAGAACCCCGGGGGCCCCAAGCCGACUGAACGUGACCCUGAAGGUGCAAUCAACCGGGGCCGCGACCAGCAACUACACGUUCACGGUGGAAAGGCCCAAGAGCAGCGAUGCCUCCGUCAGCCAGUUCGGGUACUACCUUGCGAAUGGCCAGCCCGUCCCGCUCAACUUCCAAUCCUUCACCACCAACGGAAACCAGAGGAUGUACACCCUAACUUUAAGCAAGGGCAUCACCGCGGUCGGCCUCUAUGCGGUGCCAACCGACCUCAUGACGACAUUCACCAUGGUGACCGGGGCUUCCUUUACGCCGAACUCGCCGAACCCCAGCCUGACCGCCCCAGGUUACUGGUGCAACUUCGCCGCCUCGUACCGGCUCGCAGUGCCGGGAGCGUCCACUCUGUUCAUCAUAACCGCCACUGCUGAGGACGGCGUCACCCGGCAGGUAUUCCUCAUCGCCGUCAUCCAGGACUUCAGCCAUGACGCCACCCUGAGCUCGAUGCAAGUCUCCGUCCAGGGGAAGAAGGGCUUUAGCCCCGGGUACUUGUAUUCUUACGCAGCGACCGCCGCUUGGGCUCCCAAUUCCCUGAGCAUCGCGGUGAGCGGCGUGACGGGCGGGGCGCUGAAAGCGAAUUUCACCGGGGCGAACACAACCGAUGCGGACGCCACCGUGGUUUACUCUGCGGACGGAGUGUCCUGGUCGCCGGCGCCCUUCGCGAUGCCCCUCGUCGCCGGGACGACCAACCGCUUCUCGGUGCGCGUCACCGCGCAAGACGGGAGGGCGACCAACCAGUACGCGGGCACCAUGGCGGUGCCCCUGGAUGCGACCUCCCUGGCGAACCUCACCGUCUCGGUCGGCUUCCUCCGCCCGCCGUUCGCGAGCAACGUCUACGAGUACGCCGUGAGGGUCCCAAGCAACGUGUUCCGAAUCAACAUCAGUGCGACGCCCGUCGUAAACACGUCGACCGUUUUUUCCGGGUGGUCUCUUACGGGACUCAGCACCGGCGUGACGCCGGUCACUCUCACAGUCCAGGCCGCGACCGGGACAGCGCAGGCUGGUGCGACAAUGGAGUACAAACUGAUCCAGGACUACGUCCCCCCCUCCGACAUGAUGCCCUACGUGCUGGCGUCCGCCACCCAGGCGGACAUGAACUACCAGGCUGCCCCCGGGGGCCCGACUGCCGCCAGCCUCAACCUCGGGGGGCUCGUCACGAACGCCGGGCAGCAGAUGUCGGUACAAAUGGCUGUUGACUGUCCCAAGUACGAGGCCGAUUUUGGAACCGCAGGGGGCGCGAGCUGCGCGGGCUUCGCACACCUCACGCUGGUGCAACUGAACUUUAUUCCCCUACCGGCCAACGUCACUGUCAUCAACACCGGCGCAUCGGGUCUGCUCGCUGCCGGAGUGCUCACCUACAACGUGACGCAGCCGGUCGGGACGUACGUCGUGGCGAUCACCGCAAAAGGCUCCGGAACGAUCAGAGCUCCACUAACUCAGACGGUGAUGGUGGUACCCGCUAUCGAUAUGAGCCCGGUCAGAAGCGUGCUGGCGUUGUGGAUUGCCUCGAUCGACGCCUCCGGGGUCGUCAAAGCGGCCUUCACUCCGGUCGAUACCUACGGCAACAAGCAGACGACCGUUCCAUUCUCCGUGGUCGCCUGCCCGCUUUCCGAAACCUCCAACUCGACCUUCUGCCCGGUUACGAAUCUGACGGUAAACGCCACCUGGAACAGCCAGUUACUCGCGUACGACCUGAAUUACGUCACACACCUGGUCGGCACUUACCGGUUGGUUGUGUUCGACUAUAACGGGGCACGUGUCAUGGACGGACUUCAAACCGUGGGCCUCGCCACGAGCACGCUCAACGACGCAAACAUGUCCUCUGCGGUUAUGCAAGGUAUCGAUGCGUCUUCUGGUACUCCAAAACUCAGCGUUUACGUGAUUCCCCGAGACAAGUACGGGAAUGCCAUCCAAGUCUCCAAUGACAUGUUCAGCCUGGCCCUCGCGUUCACUCCGGCAACCGGGACUCUUCUCAACGCAAACGUCGUGGCCGCCAGCUACACCUCCGUACCUGGUGCUCCUAGCGUGUUCGCUCUGCUCGCGUCCGUAUGGAUGCUGAAGCCCGGGGGCAGCUACCAGGCCUCGGUCCUGGCCCACGGAGUACCGCUGAACGCGUCCCUGCCCUUUACGCUCGCCGCCGCAAUCAACGCAAAGUCCGUCACGGACUGGUCGCAGCUUACGGCCGCGGGGGGGAAUGUCAGUGCCGGCACGCCGUUCUCGUACUCGGUGCAAGGCCGCAACGCGGGCGGCGUUGCUCUGACGUUUGGGGGGGAGACCGGCUCAAUCGCUGUUUACCUAUGCUCGCUGCUCAAGAGGACCAACACCACCAACGCCUGCCCCUCGUACCUGCCGUUCGCGUCGGUUCCCCUCGACUACAGCAACGGCAACUACCUCAUCACGGUCACAGCGCCCCCCGAUGCCGCCACGUACCAGGUGCAGACAAAGAUAGUCGGCCAGCCUCUCGUGGAGCCCGUCAAAAGUCUGGUUGUCGUUCCCCCUCCGCCGCCCCCCACCCCUGCGCCCACCCCUGUUGGCCAGUACAACAUCACCGGGUUCGGUCUGUUCAGACUGCUCAACCGGACGGUGACCCCUACCGUCUACAACCAGAGCUUCAGCUUCUCUGACUACAACAGCACCCUCAAGCCCGGCCUCGCGUUCCUGUUCCUGCUGUCUCCGGGGAACGGCGCGCAGACCUCCAUUCCGCCCGUGGCGUUCCGGUCCGUUCCGGGGGCCUUCCCCGGGGGCUACACCGUGAGCCUCGCCACGAGCUAUGGCGGGCAGUACAACCUGUCGGUGUACCUGUGCGGCCAGCCCACGUGCUAUGACGUCAUCUCGGCGGACAACCAGACGCAGGCGUCCGCGCGGUCGAUCCUGGACCUCACGGAAGCCUUCCCCGUGGGGGCGAUCAGUGCUUUUGCCACCAAAACCGAAUGGUCCUUCAGCAUCCUGGCCAACGCGCUCAGUAGUGUUAAGAUCACGGCGAAGGAUGCGAACGCCGUGAUCAGAGGGCAGGCGCGCGACGCGAGCCGUUUCAAAGUGACUGCUGACCGCGCGAUCGUCGCGGGGACCGUGGUGGACAAUUUCGAUGGGUCAUACGCGGCGCAAUUCGUGCCCACAAUGGUGGGGCAAUACGUCGUGACCGUCUCACUGGACAACACGGCCUUCUCAAGCGGCACCAUCGACGUCGCCGCCAACCCCGCUGACGCCAGCAGCCUUGUCUUGGGGAACCCGGGCAUGAUCAUCGUCGGACAGCCCGUCCCUUUCGUGAUCGCUCCCCGUUUCACCAACUACACCACGGUCAACCCACGUGACGUCACGCCAAGGGACCCCCGGUGCUGGUUCAACUUCAACUUGACUGUGGCGGGGCCGUACAACGUGUCCGCCGCGAUCGGCUCCGCCCAGGUCGGCGGCAGCCCGGCGAGAUUUGUCCUGGCACCGGAAGCGCCGUCUUACCUCCUGUCCCCCGUCACGCUCCAAAACGGGCCGGUCACCGCGGGCGCGCGCGCGGUCUUCUCCGCCAGCUUGAGGGACCGGUACGGAAACCCGGCCCGGGCGACCCUCUCGGCUUUCAUUGUGGCCGCGGGGGGGUCAUCAAAGAGCGUCACCGUUGUGCCCAACGAGCCCGUUCCGUCGCCGCUCUCGUUCCUUCCGGCGACCUCCUUUGACGUUGCCACCCGCUUCACGGUCACGAGCGAGCCUCUGACUGCCCGGGGCACGUACACCGCCUCCUUCAUGGCCAAGUCGGACGCGCCGGCCAUGCCGGUCGGGCUGAAUACGACAAGAUUCACGGUACUUCCGGGGGGCCCCGACCCGACCAACACCGCCAAAGCGCUCACCGGAACCGCGUUGCAGGACGGAACAGUGGGCACGCUGCUCUCACUCUCGGUGCCGCUCUACGACGCGUACCAGAACGCUCUAACCCCGAGCGACGCCCCGGGCGUGGCGGUCGGGUUAACGCUCCGGUUAGCGGGUGACGAGAAGGUGAACCAACUGCUGACGUGGAGCGCGAACGGGACGCAUUUGCUGACGGCGCCGUUUAACGUGACGACGGCGGGGCAGUAUGAGGUGGCGGUGAGCAUGGGGCCCAACAGCGGCAGCCUUAGCAGCAUCUACAGCAAAACAGUCAACAUGGCGGCGGGCCCCUAUGUUUUGGACAACUCGCUGGUCGCCGGGAUGGGCAGUACGACGGCAGGGGUGGCCGGGACCUUCACGGUACAGCUGCGGGGUCAGCUUGUUGACGCGCACCUCCGGGUGGCUUCCCUCUCCAGUCCCUCUCCCAUUUUCAUUGCUUCUCACCGGCAGAUCCUUUCCUCGCUCUCAAACAGGGACGCUUUCAACAACCCGGCAACAACCACGACGCUCCCCACCACUCUUUUCAGCGGGACCUACCUGGUCUAUGGCUCCACCAAACUCCUACUGCAGCAGGGUUCGACUUCUUUCGUCGUCGCCGCCGCGCGUGCGGACCAGCCGGGCCUGUACAUAUUUACUUACAAGACGACCUACGCCCGGGCAUAUACCGCCCACAUUCUGAUCCAGUCGAAGGAGGUGCCCAAUGUUCCCAGUGGACCGGUCGUACUGCCGGGACCGCCCGCGAGCGGGUCUGCCUCCGGGUCGCUAUGGGGCGGAACUGUUGGGCAGAAUCAGACGUUUAUGAUCGUACUUCAGGACAGCUUCUUCAACCUCCGCACAGGCGGUGACGUCACUGCCGACCAGCUUGUCGUCAACGUCACCGUCACCAGCGCCGCGACGAAGCAGACUGUGGCAGUGCCCUUCCGAGGCCCGACCUUCGACUUCGCCAAGUCCCUGUAUACGGUAUCCUUCAUGACCACAGUCGCGGGGAAAUCGACUAUCUCUAUGUCCACUGCCGGGAUCCCAAUCCAGGCGUCCCCCUUCAUCGGGAACAUGAAGAGCGGUCCCGUCAGCGCUGCCGGCUCCCGGUUGACAGGCGCCGGGCUGGCGGGGAGCAUCGCGACCCUGGCCAGCAGCUUCACCAUUCAGGCAGCCGACGUCUAUGGCAACGCCGAGACAACCGGCGGCAGCAAUUUCCUGGUCAGCCCCCUGGGCACUUCAUGCACCCCGGCCACGUGCUCCGCUUACGUCACCGACAAUGCUGAUGGCACCUACACCGUCUCCUACAACUUUACGAGCAACGGCACUUACCAUAUGGCCGUCACGCUCGACGGCCAGCCAGUGGGUACUGCGAACAGCGUCAGCAGCCCCCUCACGCUGGAGAUCCUCAGCCCGACCGCGAACCGGCCGAUCGACGUCAGCAAGACCCUGGUUUCCGGCGUCGGGCUAGCCGGAACGACGGCCGGAACGGCUGCCGCCUUCAAGAUCACGACCAUGGACGCCAACUCGAUCCCGCUCAUCCAGGGGGGUGUCGAUUUCCAGCUGAUUCUGGCCCCCAGCGCCAACACGACCUCAAACAUUGUGGACAACAAGGACGGAACGUACCUGGUCGUAUAUACCGGCAAGGUUGCGGGUGGUUACACCGCCAACCUUCUGAUCAACGGAACCAUUCCGGUCCCCGCCCUGAACGGAACAAAGCUAACGGUGACUGCGGGGGCCACCGCUCCCAGUACGACAACGCUAGCGCCUCCCGGCUUCGCGGCCAACCUGACCGCUGGCCAAUCGGCCCAGGCGCUUAUAGUUCCGUCAGACGCUUAUGGGAACCCGGUUGUGUACGGACCAGACUAUCCCCCGAGCAAGGACGCCUUCUCCAUCCGGUUGCUUGACGGGGCUGGAAACACUCUGCGAGACGUCCCGGUUGUCCCCUCGGCAGAUCAGACCUUCCGCCCGUCGAUGGAGCUCACGAAAAGCGGCGUCUAUUCGCUCCAAGUUCUUCUCGCCCAGCAACCGAUAGCCGGAUGGAAGUCCCCGGUGACCGUUUCCCCGAGCCCUAUCAGCGUCACCAAGAGCUUCGUCUUGGGCUCGAAUCUGGGCGAAGGUUCGGCCGGGGCGCUAAAAAGAGUCGGCGUGUCGCUUCUCGACGACUUCGGCAACCAGAUCAGCGCCGCCAAUGGGGCGACGUGCGCGAUAACGCUCGCCUCACUCGAUGGGCCAAGUGUUACGGCGCCCUGCACGGACGCUGGCGGACAGUUUCUGGCGGUAGCGCUUCUGAACACUUCCGGCAGCUACCAGAUGACCGCUUCUGCUUCGUACGGCGGUCCAAACGUGACCCUCACUUCGGGGGUCCCAGAUCCUGUCACCAUCCAAGCUGGGCUGCCGGCCGCUGCGCAAACCACUGUGUCCGGUAUGGGCGUAACCCUCGGGGGCCAAGCGGGAAGACCUUCCAGCUUUUUGAUCGCGGUUAAGGACGAUUGGGGUAACUCAGUCGCUAACCCAUCCCCGGACGGUGUGGGAGUCACGGUUACAAACGUUGUUGCCGUGCGGGUGAACUCGGUGCUGAUCGCCUCCGGUCAGAACAUCCUAGUGAACUUCACUGCUGCGGCGACCAGUGCGGACAACUCCUACGCCCGCCUCGGGGGAUCCCUCUCAAGUCCCCAGUUAACAAAGGGGAUGGUGUUCACCGUUACAGCGGGCCAACAGAACAAGCUGAUUGUGAGCACAAUCGACGUUUUCGGGAACCCUCAGGUGGACCAGAGGGGGGUGGCGUGGCGGAACGAUAGUUUCAUGGUGACGUUGGACCCACCAACGGCGGCAGACAACAGUGCCACAGGCGCAGUGUGCAGCGAAGCUAUCAGCAACAACGAUGGAACCUACACCAUCACUUUCGGCGCCAAGAAGACCGUGGCCGCCGCCGGCAAUUCUACCUCGGCGCCCAUCACUUACUCUCUGGCGGUCACUCUGCUCACCAGCUCCGUCGGCCCCUCCGCAAUCUCCGGCAGCCCCUUCCUCUUUACGCUUCUCCCCGGCCCGAUCGACCCCGCCUCCUCCGUCAUCACCCCGGCCGGCACCGGCGAGACGUCCUCCGGGCUGACGUCAUCGUUCGUGCUGACGACAGCCGACGUAUUCGGCAACCCGGGGCAGUACGUGCCGGGCACCUUUUACAGCAUCGACGGGACGGCUGUGCCCUGGGUGUCGCCGGGCAACGUCACCGGGGCAGGGCCCCGGUUCGCUGUCGUCAACAAAUACGAUGGUACAUAUGCGCUUACGCUGACUACCACCCAGGCAGGCCGGUACAACGUCACCGUGAGAAUGAGCGGGGUGGCGAUCGGGACCGGCCAGGGUUCAGGGGUUACUUUCACCGGGCUCGUUAUCCCCCCAGGCCGACGCAAACGCGCCGCUUUCACUGCCAGUGGAGAUUGUCUCGGCAGCGCUUCUUGCCGCGCAAGAGCCCCCUCCCGUCUCGUCAUCCAGGCACGUGACCAGUUCGACAAUCCCAUCGAGGAGGACCUGACCUCACUGGCCGCCAAUCUGACGUCAGCGCUCCAGGUCCGAGCCGGCACUAGCGGCAGCUUCGUCACCUUUUCCGGGGGGGAUGCGGCCUCUGUGUCGCCGGUUCAAGUUGGGGACCCGGGGCAGCUGAUCCUUCCGUUCACCCCCUUUAAGGCCGGAAUUGUCGCCGUCUCUCUUGGAUUCCCGGAUGGAGUGCAGCUCCAGGGGAGUCCGUACUCGGGGGCAGUCACAGCGGGGGAUCCCUUAGCAGCCAACUGCGUCGCUUCCGGUUCCGGUCUGGUGGGCGCCCUCUCGUGCCCCUCCCUUUCGGAAUGCCUAGACGCCACCGUUUAUCUGACCCCCCGGGACGCAAACCGCAACGCCGUACUGGACGGGUCUCAGGACGCCACAGCAGCUGCCGCCCUGUGCGCGCGCUUCAUCAUCGCCUUUUCCACUCCCUCGGAUGUGCUCGCGAGUGCAUCCCCCAAGUUCGACACGUCUGCUCAAGGGCGCUGCGUCUUUUCGUACGUCGCGAAAAGCGCCGGUCAGCAGGUGGUAACCGUCACUUUCGACGGGCAGUCCAUUUCUGGAGGGGGGGUGUACAACGUGGCAAUCCAACAGGGGAUCGGACUGGCGAGUGCUGCCCAGAGCACGCUUUCCGGUGACGGCAUCAAUUCCGUCGUCGUGGCCGGACAAGCCUGCAACCUCACGCUGACGCUCGUCGACGCCAACGGAAUCCUGCUGAGGAACGGAACCGCCACGAACGUGACCACCGUGGUGACGUCAGCGAACGGCACGGACGCAGCACCGGGCGUCCGCUUCGCUGACGCACGCAACGGCCAGUACUUCGCCAGCUUCAGGCCCCUCGUGAGCGGAACCUUUACGGUUACCGUUUCCGUCAACGGCCAGCCGUUAGCGGCGUACCCCAACGGCUUUACGACAGCGGUGGCUUCCGGCGCAACGGAUCCCCUAACGACGCGCGUUGAGAUUUCCCCCGCGACGGCAAAGCGCGUGCCCGGUCCCGUAGUCAUCCGCAUCCUUCCCCGGGACGCGAAUUCAAACCCCCUGGACUACCUCAUUGCGGGCCUUGACGCCUUCUCCGUUGUCAUAACCCACCCCGACAGCAGCACGGUCACCUUAACCGCCACCCUAACCCAACACAACGGGACCAACGCUUUUACGGCCAGCUUCGCGCCCCUGCAAGUGGGCGCUUACAAAGCCCAGGUGCUGAUGUGCAGCCCCAGCCGGCCGGAACUAGGCGCGGCGACAAUCGGAGGGGCUGGUUACGUCAGCGCUUUUGGCGUGACGUCAGGGUUGCCGGACGCGAGCAAGACGGAGCUGCACUGGCAAGCCCUGGCCGGCAUGCAAGGCGUCACCCUGGCCCGUGCGGGGAUUCCCGCGCAGCUGCGCGUGGAGCUCAAGGACACCGGGGGCAACCGCGUUUCCGUUAGCGAUCUGAAGGCCAACCCUCCGACGGCUGCCGUCAGCGCGUCUCAGAACGCCACCUCCAAUGCAACCGUGUCCUGGAACUACGCGCUUGAUCCCCUCCUGGGCGACAUCUACAACGGCACUUACGUGGCGGUCCAAAGCGGGGACAGCGUCUUGGACUUCACCGUCACAAAUAAGACCCAGCGCUUCCCCGGCCCUCUGGUGAUAGCAGGUGCCGUUUCGCCAGCCAACAGUUCUGCCUCCGGCCCUGGCAUCGAAACCCCGUCCUCCCCUCAGAGCGUGCAAGCCGGCGUGCGGUCCGUCUUCUCCAUCUUCCCCAAAGACUUCUUCGGAAACGCGGUGCUUGAAAGCGGCAUGAGCUUCCGGGUUAAGCUAACCUCGAACGGGUCACAGCCAGCUGCGCUCAACAGUGACUAUGUCAACUUUGUGACGGACCACUACGAAGUUGGAUACACCCCCGUCAAAGCGGGCAACUAUACGGUCUCCAUCUCCCGGUCCAACGUAGCCUUCGGCGGCGGCCCCUAUUCCGUCACCGUCCUUCCGGGCUCCGCUUCCGCUGCCGCCUCCAAGCUGUCCCCAGACUCCACAGCCAACUGCUCCUCCGGAGGAACACGUGUCGUCACCGUACUGGCUUACGACGCCCUCGGCAACCCGGCCACCAGCACCGCCGACAGCUUCUCCGUCACCGUGACCGGAACGGAUUCCGUUUCCGGUCAGAUGACCCCUUCCGCCCCGGGGCAGUACAACUUCAGCUACCCUUGCGUCGCCGCCUCCAACCAGAGGAGCUUCCUGACGGUCGCGCUGACGUCAGGUUCCGACCCGGGCCCGGUGAUCAGCAACCGGCCCCUGACAACUUUCCCGGGGCCUGUUAGCCCCGCCAACAUCCAAGUCAGUCCCCCGGGCACUUUGACGGCCGGGGCGCCUUCCCCAGUCUCUUUUACCGCCCUGGAUGCGAACAACAACCAGCUUUGGACCGGCGGCCUCAGCAUAAUCUUGCAGGCUGCAAUGGACGGCCAUCCCCCGGUCGUCUUCCCUACCACCGACCGGGGCGACGGUACGUACCAGGCGGCGCUGGUGCUCACCGCCGCGGGGACGUAUCACCUGAGCGCCAACGUUUCUGGGCAGCAGUUCUACCCGGGCGUGAAUGGGAGUCAGUUCGUGUCCGUUCAGCCGGCCGCGCCCGCGCCCGCGCUGACGGCCGUCUCCCUACCGGCGAGCUUCACGGCCGGCGCAGCUAGCAGCUUCACGGUUCAGCUCCUCGACCAGUUCUCUAACCCGGUCCUAACCAACCUGGUUAGCACGGCGAACCUGCAGCUGUCGUCCGUCUCCAGCCAGACCGGGUUAUCUUCCCCGCUCGCCUCGACCGUCGCCCAGGACCCCUCGUCGGGAAUUUACACCGUCGCAUUCACACCGCUGGCGGCUGGGCUGCUCCGGGUUGCCCUGUCGGUGAACAACGUACCGGUUCUCAACCCUUCCACCCGGCAGCCAUUCUCGACGGCCGUUCUGCCCGGCGUGGUGUCCCCCUCUAACUGUCGCGUAACCGGGGCGGGUUUCGUGGUGGGAGCCGCCUCCGGCGUGCCGGCCGGUUUCUUCAUUUCGGCAAAUGACGCCUUUGACAACAGCGUGGCUUCCUUACCCCCGGGCACUUCCUUCGACGUCACUUUCUCGGACCCAACUCUCAGCCUGAGCGCUCCCGUCAGCUUGCAAGGCAGCGGGGUCUACCUGGCUACUUACACGCCCACUGUUGCCCAGGUUACAGCAAACCCAACUCUAACCGUUACCGUGGGUUACAACGGAACCAAUAUCGCCACGAACGCCGUCAAGGUCUGGCCGCAGCCCGGCCCCGUGUCCGUUGCCGCCUCUCGGGCCGUCGACUUGAGCGGAAUUCCGGUCGGUUCCGCUGUCAAGGGCGUCGUCGGAACGCCACUCCAGCUGUACAUCCAGCCGCGCGACGCGUCGGGGCUCGACAUCCGCAGCGCGGCCGCGGCGAAUGUGUUCAGCGCGACCGUUCCGGACCUGGGGGUGCUCGUUCCGGUCCCGCUCACCGACGGAACCGGGCGCUACGUGCUCACGUUCACGCCCCCCCGCGCCGGCCUCAUCGCAGUUCAGAUCACGAGUUACACGGUGUCCUCUGAAACGCUCGCGAACAGCCCCGUGAUGGCGCAGAUCGCCCCGGGGCCGACCGCGGCCGCGACCGCGCAGCUCCUCCAGGCCGGGGGCUCCCAGCCGUUCUCCUCCGCCACCCCCCGGGUGGCCGGAGUGGAUGACGUCAUCGUUGUCAAGUCUUACGACGCACAGCGCAACGCGCAGGUUUACAACGCGCUCGCGGGAGGUGACGUGUACGCGGCCGCGCUGACGGGCCCCGCGAACGUCAGCGCCAGCAUGACGGACAACCAGGACGGCACGUACGCGCUGCGCUACACGGCGACUGUUACCGGCACGUACAGCCUCACCGUGUCGCUGCGAACUGGCGGGGUGUGGGCCCCCGUCAACGCUCAGCCGCUGCAGAUUAGCGUGACCAACUCCGCUUUCAGCAUAGCGCAGUGCUCCGUCCGGCCAACGCCUGCGCUGGUGACCACGGCGGCUUCGGGGGUGCCCUUGGUGUUCACGAUCUUGGCCAGGGACGGCUACGGCAACCCUUACACGACGGGCGACAAGUCGUUUGCGGUCCCUUCGAGCGGCCCCGCGGCUCUCCAGUGCACUGUGGCGCCCACGAGUGUCCCGUCCGAAUUCCAGGCAUCCUGCACCGCCGGCCCGGUGGGUACGUACCAGCUGACCGUGGCUGACGCCAGCGAUGCCAGCGCGACGGUGCCCGGCACUCCCUUCCAGGUACAAGUCAUUCCGGGAGCCGUUUCCGCCGCCACGAGCAGCGCCACCGGAACCGGUCUUUCUGUCGGCUCCGCCGGAAAACCGGCAGCUUUCGCCGUGACGGCAAGAGAUGACGCCGGCAACAUCGUCAGCAGCCUGCCGACCGUUUCUUUCGUGCCCAAGACCGCCGCAGACGCCACCAGUCUGCAGAUUGCACUCACCGGUUGUGCAAACGACGGGACGAACUGCCAGGCGACCGUUACAUACACACCGGUGCAAUAUGGGGACAUCAAAGUCAUAAUCUCGUACGGGACCAUCGUGGUGGGGACCUUCUCCCCGGUCAUUUCCCCCGCACCCGCCCCCCAGCUGCUGCUCGCCCAGUUGACUCCCAGCCUGGGCGGCAUCGUGCUUAUCUUCGACCAAGACACCAACGGCGGCCGCUUACAAUACUCCACCACGACAGCCGGCCUCCAAGGCACGUGCCAGAAGCUGCUCGAUCCGGUAGUCAUCCCCAAGCUCGGUUCCGGCACCGUUUACUGCACCUGGCAGAACCGGCGGAAUCUCCUCAUUACGCUCGGAUAUAACUCCACGAUUCUCCCGGUCGGCAGCGCGGCGCCGGACGCGGUGACGAUCCGUUCGGACGCGAUCGCGAACGCGGCGUCCAACUCGUACGACGCGUCCGGUUCCGUUCCGCUCAAGGGCCCGGACACGGCGCCGGUGCCCGUGGCGAGCGUGGUGGCCCCGGCCGCGGUCGGGGUGUGCGACCCGGUCACGCUCAGCGCGGCCGCGACGGGCGGCGGCGGGCGGCCGCUGCAUUACAGCUACUACGUGCAGGGCCCCAAUGACGAGUACACCGCAGCCCUGACCACCAAACUCGCAAGCUUCACGGCUGCCGGAAGUUACUCUUCCAUCACGCUAGCGUCCAACGACCUUGGCCCCGGCUUAACGUACACCUUCACCGUCACGGCGACCAACUUCCUAGGCGUCGCCAGCACGCCGGUCGCCGUCACCGUCGCCAAGCAGAGCGUUCCGGUGCCCAUUCUCACUCUGGCCAACCCGACCACGGGCCCCGAGCGCCGCAUCACGUGGACGUCUAGCAACAUGAUUCGCGUGUCAGCGACCGGGAGAGUGCCCGGGAAGUGGGUAUGGGUCAACGGCCAGUGCGUCCCGGGCGGCGGGAACCUGCCGCUGAAGUACACGUGGCAGCAGCUGAGCGGUCCGAUCAUCGAUCUGAGCACGCUGGGAGGCAAUAUGGUCGCGCAAGUGACGACGGCGUCCUUUGCGUCGCCCACGCUGGUCAUGCCCGGGAGCCUGCUCCAGGUCGGCUUCGACUACAGCUUCCAGCUGUCGUGCGCCCAGGUGGACAACACGACCACCACGACGGCCUCCACGGUGCAGGUCACGCUCAGCCUGCAAGCACAGCCCAUCACGGUUACCAUCCCUGGCGGUAUCACCGUGGUUAACGCCGCUAACCCGCUGGUCUUGGCGGUCGCCGCCAAAGAUCCCGACCACUCGGUCGACGUCAGCGGGCGGCCCAUCCCCUUCCAGUACGAAUGGAGCUGCGCCCAAACCCUGCCUGACGCGGCCGCGGCCGCGCUCUUCGAGAACGACGCGGCUAACAAUUUUGGCCAGCAGCUAAUCAUCCCGGGAGGGGUUCUGCCCAACGGAGUGUACACAUUCAGUGUUCAAGUCUCCAAAGAGCCCCUCUCGAGCGGCCGCAUCAACGUGGCUGCUUCCGCCACCGUCACGGUCGUUUCCGCUGCCGUCAUCAAGAUGGGCGUUUCCGUUCAGGGGAACGACAUCUCCGCCGGAAUCAGCGCGUCCCGCAACCUGCAGCUGACGUGCACUGCUGACAUCGCCAACACCGUCUUCUCUUGGGCAAUUACGUCAGCAGACGAUCCACGCGCAAUUGGAUACGUUGCCAGCCAAGAUGGUUCUCAGAUCACCAUUCCGCCCAACAGCUUCUCUUCCGGCCACACGUACGUCGUGACGUGCUCGGGAAACAGCACGUUCGGCGUUGGGGCGACCGGUUUCGCGUCACUCCCGGUCUCGGUCCUGGACAUUCCUUCGGGCGGAACCAUCUCCGGCACCUAUUCGCAGCCCUUCUUCGCGGGCCUGAGCGUCUUCCAGGCGGCCGCGCUCAACUGGGUGCCCAGCGCCGACGCGCAGUCGGGCAGCCUGCAGUACCAGUUUCGGUACAGCGUCGCCUCAAGCAUCUACGAGACCAUCGUGUACGCGGGAGCCAGCAGCACCGCCAGCUUCAUUCUGCCGGCAGGCCAGAUCACGCUCAUCGCAUAUAUCAACAACCCGGGGACGGUCGCGGCCGCCUCGCCUGGGGACCAGCCCACUGGAGCGAGGUUUGUCUACGGCUCCCUCACCGUACUGGAGUCCCUAUCUGCCCCCUCGCGGCGCCUCCUCUCCUUAAAAGACCAGUCCGCUCGCUUCUCCCCUUGGGGCCGCUCUCUCCUCGACUUUUCCUCCGUCAAUCACACCGUCGCCGAAACCAGUUACGAGUCCGUCUACCUCCCGGCGGCCUACCAGCCCGUCAAUUACGCCGGCGUGCUGACGUGGGCGGCCGCGUGGGCCGGCGAGUUCGCGCCCGCGCAGCCGCUCGCGACGGGCUGCGGCGGUGGCAGCCAGCAGAUGCGGUUGCAGAAGGCGGACGUCCUCAAAAUCAUUGCGGCGCUCGACCAGUCCGCGCCGCCGGCGUUUACUCCAAGCAUCGACAGCUCGCCCGGCGCCACGAUCGCGGUCCAGCACGCGUGCGCGCUCGCGUCUCUGCUUUCCGUCCCUGACGAGGUCGCGCUCGCGGUCCUCCCCCCUGGCGCGAGCAACAACAGCCUCUCCGCCUCGGUCGCCGAAACGCAGCCCGCCAUCCAAAGCGCGAUCGUUACCGCCGCCAACGGCACCACCGUCACGUGCGAUAACUACCAGUGCUUCACCGCGGCCGCCGACGCGCUGCUCAACGCGGUCGCGGCGCACUGCGGGGCCCAAACCCUGCCCAACCCCUGGUGGGCCGACGCGGCCGCGUUCGCGCCCGUCCUGCUGGCCAAGAUAUACGGCGACGAUCCGACGGUCUCGAAGCCUGGAUUGCGCACCAGCAUGCAGGGCCGCACGUUUGACUGGACUGUGAUCCAGGCGGCUCCCAGCGAUUCUUUCAUACGAGCGACUGCGGGCAAGUUUGGCUUCUCGGUUCCUGUUUCCGGUGGGGGCGUGACGGCGUAUGCGGUGGCUUACGCGGACGGCAUCGUGGUCCCCCCCGCGGCCGCGGAGACGAGCGGCGGCGGGCCGGUCAAGGCGGCCGCGCUCUUCCUGGCCAGUAAUGGUGCUUCCUUCUCAGCCGGCCCGGGCACCGUCAUCUUCACCAGCCUGGCCGCCCCCCCGACCAACACCGAGUACAUGGUGGACGUCUACCGGGCAACCGGGUGCAACCUGUGGACUCUCUUCCCGGGUGACUCGGUUGGGGUCCCCGACUACACGGCCUGCGCCUGGACGGCCGUCGCGGCAAACGUCAGCGUCGCUUACGACAGCACCGCCAAAAUCGGCAUCGCUGCGAUCGCCGUGUGGAACGCCGUCUUCGUACUGCGCACCCAGAGUCUUCCCCCGCCCACCCAGAACUGGGCGAUCGCCGACACGAACCCCGCCCAGUCCCAAGACACGCUCAGCCUAGUUGUUCCGGGCAGAGCCGCCGCUUCCGCUUCCGUCGUGGGCGUUUCCAUCGUUGACGCCCCGGCCACUGACCCGAUCACCGGAGUGAUCGUGUAUUACACCGGGGCCACUCAACCUGUCACUGCGUGGUCAGCUGACGUCACCCCGGCCGCGGCCGCGGCCGUUUACUUCACCCAAGCCGCGGGCGCGUUCUACCCGUUCACGGGCUCGGUUGUGUUCCAAGCCCUCCCCGCCCCGGCCUCGGGCACGGCUUACGUCAUCGACGUGUACCAGGCUGACGGGUGCACUCUGCCCGCGCCGCCCCUGCCAACCGACUCCCUCUCCGGUUGCUCCUGGACGUUCGUUUCUCAGAAAAACCCGGUGGAUUUCAGCCCGGGGGCGCGGACCGGGACGUAUAGCCCGGCGCAGUCCGAGUGGAACGGCGUCUUCGUUCUCUACACGGUAGACGAGUCUGGCGUGCCAACCCCCGCCCCGUCUGUCCCGGUCACUUCAGGCAUAACCGGGUACGACCCAAAGCUAACCAGCUUCGUUUCGGCGGCUGUGGACACCACCUGGAGCUACGGCUUCGCGGCGACCGGAACGGACCUCAUCACCGUUACAAGCGUCUCUUACGGGGACCACGUCCCGGUCGCCUUCAACAACCUGCCCUCCUCUCCGGUCGUGGGCGCGGUCGGUUUAUACCUCGCCCAGGGCACAAGCGCAUAUACCCCUCCGUCUGGGACCGUUUCCUUCAACAACGUCUCACCGCUGACGCCGAAACGGCGGGCCCUGCUUGUCGUUUUCGCAAACCAGCUGCAAUACACGGUGGACUUUUACGCAGCGACCGGCUGCACCCCGGCCAUGCCCCCGGUGAACGCCACCGCCUUCUUCGGCUGCUCGUGGACCGUAUUCCGGAACCUGGCAGUCACAUACGAUGCCGCCCGGGGAAAGGUCACCUUUGCCCCGGCCACCUCGGCGCAGUGGAACGGACUCUACCUGUUGCAUGUCAUCCCAGUGGCGGAUGCUCCCCCCCCUCAACAAACUAAAACCCCGACACCCACCCCGACUGCAACUCCGGCCCCGACCGAUCCCCCGAGCACUGGUUCGCCCCCUCCUGGGGUAGCGAUCGGAGGCGCGGACAACGCCACGACGCUCGGCAUGGGGCUUGCCAUCGGCGUCGGCGGCGCCAUGUUCGUUGCGGCCGCGCUCGCGUACGUCAUCAAGGUGCGCGCGGAGGCGGCCGAGGCGGCCCCGGGCGGCUCGCCGCCCCUAGUUGCUCCCGCUGAUGACUCGUCCCAAGGGCCCCUUGAGGCGGACGCACCCUUCGAGUUCCCGGCGCCCGAGCAGGCUCCGUUGGAACGGGGCGAGAGCUCUGCGGCCGCUUACGAGGCGGGGCCUGAAGGAGAGACGGAGUAUGUGGCCGAGGAAGAAGACGCUGGGGGGGUAUACCAAACAGGCGAUGAUGGCCCCCUGGAAGGAUUGAACACUCACCCGAUAUCACCAAAGAGAGAAGCCACCCUCUCUUCAGCAGCUCAGGAACGGUAUUCCGAGGACUUUUCGGAUGGGGCCCUGCAACAGGACGUCCCGCUGGAUGACUCGACCCUCCGCCGCCGUUCUAAGACGAUGGGGUUCCCCUUCGAUGAUUGACGUUUCUGCAAAUAGUGAGAUGAGCACACAAAAAGCCCGGUAGAUUUCUAGAAAGGAAAGUGGGCGGCGGGAUAACUCGGUUGAAAUAGGCUAACAGGCUAAGGAAGGUAGGCUUCUCGUUAUAGAACGGCUUGGUGAAGAACUCCCUUGCAGAAGGAUUUUGAGUAUAUUAGCAUCGUUGCUGACCGGUGAACCCGCUUGAGGGUUUUCCUUCUCUGCUCACUUGACAUACUGACGUUUUAGAUAAGCGAGAUCGACACGACCACAAGUCGUCAGGGUGUUGCGCUUUGGUUUUUCAAGACUGCUUUUCACGCGAUUUAAGGCCGGCAACUUGGUAGAUUGGCGUUAUGUACAAUUGAAGGCACGAGAGCCUGAGUUCAAUUUAGGAUGAACAAGAGUGCCAUGUAGUCAAAUCAGCAUUAACUUAUACACCUCCAAUUCUGCAGCGAGCCUUAUAGUCAUAGCUGCACGGAUCUGCA